This is a messenger RNA of Amorphotheca resinae ATCC 22711, 2178 nucleotides long. RefSeq lists its product as hypothetical. Gene Ontology annotation, biological process: P-body assembly; cytoplasmic stress granule assembly. Lineage: Eukaryota; Fungi; Ascomycota; Leotiomycetes; Helotiales; Amorphothecaceae. The coding region runs from base 106 to 1782 and encodes 558 amino acids. The record is from RefSeq and is a predicted model, not a curated record. Gene Ontology annotation, cellular component: P-body. The transcript is spliced from 4 exons. Gene Ontology annotation, molecular function: mRNA binding.
CCCUCAACUCCUUGCGCACUCUGUCAAGUACUACGAUUCUGUUUCUUUUUUCUUCACACACUUAAUCCUAAGCUUCCUGUGAGCUAAUCGCAGUAUCACAGCACGAUGACCGAAUUCAUUGGAGCGAGGAUAUCACUGGUAUCCAGGAGUGACAUUAGAUAUGUCGGCACACUCCAUGAAAUUAACUCAGAGACCUCUACUGUGGCACUCGAGAACGUCACAUCUUUCGGUACAGAAGGACGGAAGAGUGACCCAAGUGAGGAGAUCCCGCCUUCAGAUGGCCUCUACGAAUACAUUGUAUUCCGCGGGAGUGACGUUAAAGACCUGAGGAUCGAGGAGGCUCCGGCAGCUAAGGAAAACAAACCUCCCCAGGUCCCCAAUGAUCCUGCUAUCCUAGGUAGCGGGUCUCGCCCUCCAACACAAGUUCAGGUGCAGGCUCAACGUCAAAACCAACAAGGACCACCUCCACAGGUACCUCAACAGCAAGGCCUCCCACCUCCAGGUGGCCCCCCUGGCGGUCCUUACGGUCAACACCCUCAGUAUCCUCCAUUCUACCCUCCUCCACCGGCUGGCUGGGGUCGCGGUGGUCCUGGCCCUGGAUUUCCUGGCAUGCCAUAUGGUGCUCCGCCAGGCUGGUAUCCUCCACCAGGUCAGGGAUUUCCCCACCCUCCUGGGCCCUUCCCUCCCUAUGGCUACCCGCCAGGACCGCCGAGCCAGCAACUCCCACAAAGCCAACCACCGAAGCCAGCUCCUAUUGGGCCAGGUUCAAAUAAACAGCAGAGUCCUGCACCAGCUGCUGAGAAGCAAGCCAAACCUGAGAGCUUAGCCAAGCCUGCCGCGGAGAUGGCUGCUGCAGCAGUGACACAGGCCCCUGUUCCCCCAAUUGCUUCGAAACCAUCCGCUACCGAAGUCCAGAAUGCAGUUGAGCAUCCGUCUGCAUCUCAAAGUGCCGCGACAGCCGCAGUUUCCAAGGCUGCUCCUGGCGCUCCCAGCGGACCAAAAGCCAACCGUAUCCAACCAGUCAUUCCGUUGCAAAGCCCUGCGACUACGAAGGCGCCCUUACAGGCAAAUUCUGGGAAUGUUGCCUCCCCGCCAGCAACACAAGCUGCCGUAACCAGUCUUAGAGAUGCUACCCAAGCUGCUACAGCUGCUGUCGCUGCUGCUAUGGCAAAGCUCCCUCCAAGUCAAGUGAAUGGAAAUGCAAUGGACAAUUUGACGAAGAAGGUCAAUGAAAUGAGAACAAGUGAUCCAAUCCGUGCCCCUAGACAGCCGGGAGGAGCCGGUGGCUUUGCUCCGGGAAGAGGUGGCCGUGGACGAGGUGGAGCGCGUAAUGCAAGCGCAAAAGUCGAAGUCCCAGCAACAGAUUUCGACUUUGAAUCCGCCAAUGCCAAAUUCAACAAGCAGGACUUGGUCAAGGAGGCCAUUGCCGGAUCACCUCUUGGCGAACAGUCGCCUGCUACAGCAUCAGCUGAGCCAGAAGUUCCGGCAAGCGGUUAUAAUAAGGCGGCAUCUUUCUUUGACAAUAUCUCGAGUGAGAGUAAGGAUCGAAUGGAAGCCGGAAGUGGACGCCCUGGAGGCCGGGAAUGGCGAGGCGAAGAGCAGAAGAAGAACCUGGAAACAUUUGGCCAAGGGAGCGUUGAUAACGGCUACCGUGGUGGGUUCCGUGGCCGAGGUGGUAGACGAGGCGGCUUUAGAGGACGAGGUUACAGUGGAAAUGGCCAACCAGGACGUGGACGUGGAGGAUAUCGAGGCCGCGGUGAUGCGCAGACCACCGUACAAUAAUUUCGAUCUGGCUGUACUCUGGACUCGCUGAACGAGAAAGGGCUUUCCUUGCGCUGUAUCAAAACUUUCUUGCGAACGAAUUUUCUUUUUCGGCUUCGGGUCAAAAGCGGUCUAAGCAUUUUGUUGCUAAGCGAACGGCUCACUGGGAAUAUCGUUGUGUUUUCUUAUUUUUUGCAAUUUGUAUCACCAGGAUCACGGACCCGAAACGAACAAGGGAAUUACGAAAUGACCAAGCCUUUGCUUUGGUUGGGUGGCGAAAAGCGCGAUCCUAAUCUUGAAUGAACAGACUGGGGAAUUCAGUUUUCUUUUCUCCAACAUGGCGGAUGAGUGCUCUUGAUACCUGGUAAAAAACGGAGUUUGACGGAGGAUGGCGGAUGGCUUUUGCUUGCUUGAGAU